Megalops cyprinoides (Indo-Pacific tarpon) is the source of this 2733-nucleotide messenger RNA. It is a transcript of the gene ric3a, whose product is annotated as RIC3 acetylcholine receptor chaperone a. The record is from RefSeq and is a predicted model, not a curated record. The transcript is spliced from 6 exons. Lineage: Eukaryota; Metazoa; Chordata; Actinopteri; Elopiformes; Megalopidae. Gene Ontology annotation, cellular component: neuron projection; neuronal cell body; intracellular membrane-bounded organelle. Bases 97 to 1473 code for a protein of 458 amino acids. Gene Ontology annotation, biological process: synaptic transmission, cholinergic; protein localization to cell surface.
UCGUAGAAGACGCAUUAGACCAGCAUCUUUUUUAAUUUAAUGUAGUGUAUUUUUAAUUCAUCGUAAUACCCUGUAGCAGUCACCGGGUAUAGCAAAAUGUCGAUGUCUACAUUUCAGAAGGUUACACUUGUGUCCUGUCUCGUUCUCUGUGUUUCUCUGCUCCUUCCCAAAAUGCUGUUAUCCAGAGGGAAAAAGGAAGUGGGGCAGCCGGAGGUCGGGCCUGGCCGUUUUCCUCCCAUGAUGCACCGGCAGCAGAUGUCUGAUGGCCAGUGGGGGGCAGGGCCUCACUACUCCAGGGCUCACAACCCAGAGGCCAUUGCCAAGGCCAAGGGCGGGGGGAUCGGAGGUGGGGGAAAGUCCAACCUCAUGGGGCAGAUCAUUCCUAUCUAUGGAUUUGGGAUCCUCCUCUACAUCCUCUACAUCCUCUUCAAGAUCACCUCCAAGGGUAAAAUUGCAAAACCUGGUACCAGAUUCCCUGCCCUGAAAUCAGAGAACAUGAAGAGGAAAAUAACCGAUUAUGAGCUGGCACAGCUUCAGGAGAAACUGAAGGAGACGGAGGAAGUGAUGGAGAGGAUCGUGUCUAAAGCGGGCCACAAUCCUGACAGGAUCAAAAGCGUGUCGGCGGAGCACGAGGAGAAGCUUCUGCGGCAGCUGAAGGAGAUCACGCGCGUGAUGCAGGAGGGGAGGCUGGUGGAGGGGAUCUCCCCAGAGAUGGAGGCCGAGGAGGCGUCCUACACGGACGACUGGGAAGGGUACCCAGAGGAAACAUACCCACAGUACGAUGACGAGCCCUGCUGUAGACAGAGGUACGACACCAUCAUCCUGGAGGAGCCUGAUGUCAGUAUGCCCACUCCUGAGGAGCUGGCUGAGAGAAUGGAGGCGGAGCAGGUGGAGCCAGAGGAGCCGGAGGAAGAGGAGGGGUCAGAGGAGGAGGUCCCACCCUUGCCAGAGGCCCUGCCCCUGCCGGCGGCUCCACCCCUGCCACAGGCCCCGCCCCUGCCACAGGCCCCGCCCCAGGAUGCAGAAGCAGAGGUGACGGAGCCUCGCCGCAAAGGUGGAAAACAGAUCAGCUUCAGCGACCAGAAGGAGGUGUUCCGCUACCCAGAGGAGAGUGCCAGCGAUGACUACGACAAUAUGAAGGAGCGCCGGGUGGAGACAGUGGAGGAGGAGGACGAGGAAGAGGAGGAGGAGGAGGAAGAGGAAGAGGAAGAGGAAGGCGAGCAGAAAGAGGAAGUGGAGGAGGGAGAGGAAGAGGAAGAGGAGGAGGAAGUAGAGGAGGAGGAUCCUGAGGUGAUGGCAGAGAGUGUAAACUUUAACUGCCAGGUCUGCAGCGACCCACAGGAGCUGGGGGGUGGAGAGGAGGUCUUCCACACAGAUGAACCUGUGGAGAGGGAUGGACUGGCAGAGUCUGAGGGUGAUAAUGCGCUGGGCUUCACGGCGCUGAGGAAGCGCAACAAGAAAGAGGCGGAGUGAAAUGUCCUACACGACUGUGUUCGUGUAUAGCAAAGACUGAUGCCUGGACUCAUCCCAUGGCCUUCCUCAUCCUAGUGUGCCAGAUCAUUUUAGCCUUGUGUCAUCCCCAACUGGCCUUUCUUAAAAUCCCAGUCUAGCAUCUCUUAUCAUGCCUAAACUGGCCUUUCUUAUUAUUCCAGUACAGUGUCUCUGGUAACUAUCAGCUAGCUGUCCCAGCCCCAACAGGCUUUUAAUAGUAUUCCAAUGUAGCAUCCGUGGUAACCCCCAGCUGGCCAAAAUCAACAUCUAAAUAUUGGCCUUGAGCUUGAGCAUGUGAAUUUUAGGUCGGACAGUUCAGAAUCCCAGGAAAUUUGUGCUCUAUCCACUGACCUCCUUUGAUAUCCAGAAGUCCCCUCUCAGGUUCAGAUGAAGUUUUUUUUGCAAACUCCAGGAAGGGGAGGAAGCUACUGUUUUGGCCCUGUUUAGGAAACACCAUUACGGUUUCCCCUUUGUCGUUGAUUGCGUAAUCAUAUCAGCAAAGUUGUCAUUCAGACAUUAAUAGGAGCGAUCUCCUGGGGCAGCCUGGCUGGGGUGGAGCUGGGUUCAUGAGGGAAACAUAUCGGAGAGAUGAAAGCAGUAGCCCCUGGGAAAAACCUAAUUUUGCUUACGUAUGUUUAGCACACAAAGAAAAACAGCAAAGCAACUGCGUAGUGUGAAGUUGUUGACCGUUUUCAGCACAGAGAUCUUAGUGAACGCAGUGAGCAGACGCGUAGAGCUCCGGAAGAGAAAUGGUUCUGUUCACCUGCAUUCACAGCAAGCACCGCGAUUCAACUGUGCAGGUCUUCCACGGCAGACGGUGUUUUUUCGACUGCUUACGGCCUUCCUCACCAAAAGGCACUGAAUAACUGCAGAAGUGUAUUUCUGUUCCGAGCGCAGUUUGAAAGUGUGUGCAAAGCCUUUGAUAAAAUUUCUGUGAGUCCUCCACUUUGUGCUACCCAGUUGCCCUGUUGUUCUUCUUCGUGUAUUCAUCGCGUGCCCUCUCUCUGAGCAUCUCUACCUCUUUCACCUUCUUCCUUUUUCCUUGCUGACAUUUAUCACAUUCUGACAUUCUGCACUAUGCGCACUCCAAAGCUACUGAACAUUGGGCAUUGCACCGCUCUGUACCGGCUUUUAUUUAAUGUUCCUGACUUUGUGAGAGAACCCUAGCUAACCUGCUGUAUUUACAGUAAGCAUAUCAGACGAUUAUUUAUUUUUGUUUACUCACUUAUUUAUUUAUUUAAA